CGUCUCGGCCGUCCCGCCGUUAUCCCGGUGUUCCGGCGCGUUAAAGUGCAAAAAUUGGUUUGGUUAGGGAUUCCGGAAUCCGACCGUUCCGGCGAACCCUGGGAUCAACAGAGAUGCGCAUUGGGCCAUUGGCUGGAUAUUCCAGUGUGGUAUCAAUGCCUGGUGUCUCAACUGCUUAUGGAGAAGAUCAAGGAUGAGUUGAGCACUAUAUCUGAAACAAGAAAGCAUUUUAUCAGUGCAAGCUUCUAUGGGAUCUCAAAUUAAAACAAUUAAGCCUAAACGGUACAUUCUUUGAUUAAUACACACACCCAGUUGACGAGGACAAUGAGAUCAAGUUCCUCCAUACGGUGCACGAUUCCAUCGGAGAGAUAUAAAGCUCUCAGGUCAUGGAAGACAGCAGCAAUGGACUUUCAUUCUUCAAGUUUUUCUUACCGCGAAGUAGCUCAAAACAUUUGGAAAUUCCUUCGGCCUUCACCUUAUCAAUGCAAGGAGAUUGGCCAGAAAACAUAGUCCUUCAUGACAGGUAUAAUAAUUCAUGGCAAGUGAAGGUGGGGCAACAUCGGGAUAAGUUUUACUUGAGAGAUGGUUGGGAAAAAUUUGUUGAAGAUAAUUCUAUCGAAGGAGGGGAUGUAAUAUUUUUUGAAUAUUUUGGUAAUGGCGUAUUUGAAACCAAAAUCCAUGACUCAACCGCUUGUGAAAAGAAACGACUUGGAGCUCGUAAGUCUUCUUUUAAACAGCAAAAGAAGGUUCCGAAUGACACUUACGCGCUUGAGUGGGAGAAUACGCGUGAUGAGGUGGCGGAGGAAAUUCCUACCAACGACUAUGCUCCACACAGGAAAGACGACUACAGUUCUGAUGAGAGGGAAAAAGCCACUCGAACUAGGAGAGUUUCUGAUUUAUAUAGGGGAGAGGCUUUCCAAUCUGGAUUUGUGCAGCCAAAACCUCAUUUUGCAAGAAAAAUCAGCUCAAAGCGUAAGCGUCAACUGAGACUUCCUUCGGCCUUUACCUUAUCGGUGCAAGGAGCUUUGCCCGAAAGAGUAUUCUUUCAAGAUAGAUAUGAAAACACAUGGCAAGUGAAGGUGGAGAAAGUUCGAAGUAAGUUGUACUUUGGAGAUGGUUGGACAGAUUUUGUUGAAGAUAAUGGUAUUCGAGUUGGGCAUAUCGUCUUUUUUGAAUACUCUGGUAAUGGCUUAUUCAAAACCAAAAUCCAUGAUUCAACCGCUUGUAAGAAGAAAAGAUUUGGAGCUUGCAAGGCUGAAAAACACCGAAAGAAAGCUGUGAAUGAAGAAAGAGAGGCGCCAAAAUAUAUUGAAGAAAACCGUGAAAUUAAAAUGGAGAAUGAAGGUAAUGAUGUUGAUGAUAAUUAUGAGUUUAACUAUGAUAAUAUGGCUGAUGACGUGGAGGAGGAGAUUCCUACUAAUGACCGUGCUCCGGAGAUGGAACAAGAGACCACUACUGGUGAGAAGAAAAAACGCACUCGAACUAGGAGAGUUACUGAUAUAUAUGGUAGAGAAAUUUUCAAAGCUGGAUUGAUGGCUGUGCCAGUCAACCCUUAUUUUGUAACAAAAAUCAACACAAAGCGCAAGGGUGAACUGUAUAUCCCGAAGGAAGUGGUGCGUGACAACAUACUGGACCUUCCGGAAGAGAUAGUGAUGAUUGAUCCGCACGGGAGGACGUGGACCGCAAAGGGCAAGAUAUGGAAAGAUGGAAGGAGAUAUUACACAAGAGGGUGGAGAAGACUUUGCCAAAGAAACUUCGUUGAAGACGAAGAUUUAUGUAUUUGCGAGUUCAUAGAAACAGGUCAAUCGCUUAUUAUGGAUGUUAGUUUCGUUCGCGAGGAGGCUUACAACUACUACUAGUCUGAGGUUGAUGUUGGCGGUUUCUGCAGGUAAGAUCACAGUAUUAUGUAUGUUAGACUUUUGCCUUGGUUUUAAUGAUGGUUUAUGUACAUCACUAGAUAUUUUCGUCGUAAAAUUAUUCGAUUCGGAUUCAUUGGAUUUAUUAUUGUGA
Erythranthe guttata (spotted monkey flower) is the source of this 2010-nucleotide messenger RNA. RefSeq names its product B3 domain-containing protein REM20. Lineage: Eukaryota; Viridiplantae; Streptophyta; Magnoliopsida; Lamiales; Phrymaceae. The record is from RefSeq and is a predicted model, not a curated record. Gene Ontology annotation, molecular function: DNA binding.